GUUCCGCGCGGCUCCGCGCUCCGCGUUUCCCCGCGGGCCGCGCCGGCCCCGCCCCGCGGCUCCGGUUUCAGCCGCUGCUACAGGGACCCCCAAGAUGGAAACGCAGGGGCUGCCCGCCGCGGAGGCGGCCCGGGCCCGGCCCGGCGCCCAACAUGGCGGCCCCGCCGCGCCGCCCGCCGCCCCGCCGCCCGCCUGGCAACCGCCGCUCGCCGCCGCCUCCUCCUCCUCAGCCGCCUCCUCCUCCUCCUCGCCCGGCCUCUACGUCAGCUUCCCGGUGCUGCUGCUGGAGGAGAAGCCGGAGCCUGGCUCCAGCCCGCUGCCCGGCCCCUGCGCGCCGCCGGCGGGGCCGCAACCGCCGCCGCCACCCGACAGCGACGGGCUGCUGCUCGUCUUCAACGUGGUGCGCGGCGCCGCCGAGGCCGGCCCGGGCUGUGGGGAAGCGGGGCGAGAGCAGCAGCAGCAGGAGGAGGAGGGCGAGGCCCCCGCUUCUUCGCCGCCGCCUCCUCCACCACACCAUCCUCCUGCUCCUCCGCAGCCUCCGUCCCCGGCGGCCCGUGAGGUGGCAGAGGAUGAUGAUGAUGAGGAGGAGGAAGGCUCCUUCUCGGGCACCAUCACCAUCAACAACCAGAGCCUGGUGGUGCGCAUCGAGAACGGCGUCCUGACGCUGGGCCCUGGCGCCGAGCAGCAGGCCGCGGGCUCCGCGCUGCCUCCUCCUCCUCCUCCUCCACCUCCUCCUGCGGCCGCCUCGUCAACCUCAGCCUCAUCCUCAUCCUCCUCCGAGCCCCCGGGCGGGCCCCGGCCGCGCUCCCCGCCGGCUUUCCCAUGCCCGGAGCCCCGCUGCGGCCAAGCCUUUCCCCGCAAGCAGCAGCUGCGGCUGCACCGCCUGACUGCUCACGGUGGAGGAGGAGGAGGAGGAGGAGGAGAGGAGGAGGAGAACGGCCGGGGGGCGGCGGUGGUGACGGCUGCCCGGCCUUUCAGCUGCCAGGUGCCGGGCUGCGCUUGGUCGUUCGCCACCGCCUACAAGCUGCGGCGCCACCUGCACUCGCACGACAAGCUGCGGCCCUUCGUCUGCUCCGCUCCCGGCUGCUCCAAGCGUUUCACCACCGUCUACAACCUGCGGGCCCACAGCCGCGCCCACGAGCAGGAGGCGGCGCACAAGUGCGAGGCGUGCGGGCAGCGCUUCCCCAGCGCCGCCCGCCUCGCCGCCCACCGCCGCCGCAGCCACCUGGAGCCCGAGCGGCCCUACCGCUGCGAUUUCCCCGGCUGUGAGAGGACAUUCAUCACAGUGAGUGCGUUAUUCUCCCACAACCGAGCCCACUUUAGAGAGCAAGAACAGUUUUCCUGUUCCUUCCCUGGCUGUAAUAAGCAGUAUGACAAGGCCUGCCGACUGAAGAUCCACAUGAGGAGUCACACAGGUGAAAGGCCUUUUAUUUGCGACUUUGAAGGCUGUGGCUGGUCUUUCACCAGUAUGUCCAAGCUGCUGAGACAUAAAAGGAAACAUGAAGAUGACAGGAGAUUUACGUGUCCAGUAGAAGGCUGUGGGAAGUCUUUCACAAGAGCAGAACACUUGAAAGGCCACAGCAUAACCCACCUUGGUACAAAACCAUUUGAGUGUCCAGUAGAAGGCUGUUGCGCAAAAUUCUCAGCACGUAGUAGUCUGUAUAUUCACUCCAAAAAACAUCUUCAGGAUGUGGACUCAUUAAAGACGCGUUGCCCUGUAUCAAGCUGUAAUAAAUUGUUCACUUCCAAACACAGUAUGAAGACACACAUGGUCAAACAGCACAACUUCAGUCCAGAUCUCCUAACUCAGCUUGAAGCAACCAGCUCCCUCACACCCAGCAGCGAACUUACUAGUCCGGGACAAAGUGAUCUCAGCAACAUAGACCUGGUGUCCCUGUUCUCCAACGUGUCAAGUAACAAUUCUGGAAUUGCAACAGAUAUGGCGUUAGUGAACUCUGGAAUAGUCACGAUAGAUGUUGCUUCGGUGGGCUCAACUCUCGGAGGAAACCUGCCUGUCAGUAACAGUUCUUUAAGUCAGGCGGUUGAUCCCUUGAUACUGGUGGCCAGCAGUGACAUGCCGCAGAGCCUGGACAGUUCUCUCUUGCUGGGAACCAGCACAACAGUUCUACAGCAAAGCACUUUAAAUUUGGAUGAUGUACAGACUGUCAAUGCAGAAGCCUUGGGUUCGCUAGCGUCUCUGUCAGUGAGGAAUUCCAGUCAAGAUGUGCACAGUUUGACAUCCAGCAAUAAUUUAACAAUUGACACAGCCACUUUGACUCCUUCUAGUAGCCUUGGUGGUACCAACGUGCCUGAGUUACUAACGCCAACUAAAAUUGAACGGAAUUUGCUUCCCAGCUCGGACGUUGUUGGUCAGCAAGAGGGCAGCAAAGUAGUGACUCAAUUUGUUUUCUCCAACCCUCCAGGAAGCUACAGUGCUCAGAAAGAAAUGGAUCUUAGCGCAGUCACUGGCAGCUCGUUUUUGGAGAGCAGUGGGUCUGCAAGAACAGACUACAGAGCCAUUCAGCUAGCCAAGAAAAGAAAACAGAAAGGGAAUGGGAGCAGCACAGGGGCUUCUGGCUCUGGUCAGAGGAAAAGCAAGGGUGGUAAAGUAAGCCCUACGAACUUUUCAUCAUCCAAUACUGGCAGUCGACUGGGUGGCAACAUUGUUCUGCCAAAUGGGGGGCUGACAAUAAGGGACCCUGCCACUGGAGCACAGUAUGUGCAAAUUCAGCUUCUACAGGAUGAUCCCUCAGGAGAGGGAGAUUUACCCUUUCAACUGAGCUCUCAGUCCUCCUCAUCACAUUCUCAGCUUACAGUGGAUUUACCUGUUCACAUACUUCAGGAGCCACACAAUUCCACUGAAGAUGAUGCAGGUUCUGAUAACUCUCAGUUCACUGGAAGCACAAUAAACUUACAGGAUCUGGAGUGACCAUUAUUAAGAACUAUUACUUGAAAACAAAUUGGGCAAUCACGUCUCAACAAAGUGAGAUAACUGUGUGGGUCUUUUUCCAAGGAAAAUAUGAAAACUAGGAGUACUGGACUGUGGUUGCACUCUUUGCAAUUUGCUAAAGACAGUUACAGCUGAAAGAUUUCCUUAAAAAAAAAUGUAAAUCCUACUUGAUGUGCCUGUGUAGUAUAACCUGUCUGCCUAACGGUCACAGAGACCAAGGCAGGCUGCUGUACAGUGUUGUUUCAGGGAGAAGUACUGUAUUAAACUUCAAACUGAGGUAAUAUUUACUGUUUUCACAGGAAAGCAAGUAUUCUACAGCUAACAAGUACAAAUUUAUAAACCUCUGCCUAUGACAGUUCAAACUUCCCUUCCAUUGGUCUCCUGCUGGAACCAGUGGCAUUGAGAAAUUAAAAGUUAAAAUUUGCAAGUAUUUCACAUGUGCACACACAGAUUGUUUUGGCCCCUGUGUUUUGGCAGAAAACUGGAAUAAAUUGUCACAUGUAACAAAGUUAAUGUCCUACGCCAUGAAAAUGAAAUGCUCUAAAGUUUUGUUUUAGCAAGCUAGAUUCUAAAUGUUAACUUAGCUGUGAAUCAGUUUGUAGCUCAUGUUGAGUUUCUCCCUUUCCUUGCUCCUGCAUCCCAAAUUAUCUGCUGAAUUCUUCCAGCAAAACUUGAAAAAAGAACUGCAAUAGAACUGUACUCACUGUAAGUGAUUAGCUAAGACUCCAACAGUGUCUGAGAGAGGUUAGUUUUAUCUUUGUGUUCCCUUUUUUGGGAGAGAUGUUGACCGUCACGUAAAUUUUAAGCACCUUGAUUAUAUCUCAUCUAUGAACUGCUGCCAAGUUAGCUGUAAACUGGCCACUACCUUUUUUUUUUUUCUUUUUUUUUUUUAAUUUUUUCCCUUUUUUUUUUUUUUUAUGGAACACUGUUAACACUUUUUUGUUAUUGAUAUCACAGAGUAUCACAUGCAUGUGGAGCUUCCGUCUGGUUUACAGAAUAUGCAGUUGUUAGAAUAUGUUGGGAGGGGAAAAGAAUUGUUACUAGAUUUGUCCCGUUGAAAAGCUGCAGUUUCUGCCGGGGGGUGGGGGGAAGAGUUUGUAUGUACUGUACUUCCCUGGAUUGGAUUGCAGACAGUUAAGUAAGUUUAGGGUUGUAUAGGGGGGAAAACCACCAUUUGGUUACAUUUUAAGGUGGCAAUUUAAAUGUUUCUUAUGGUAAUGUACUGAAUGCCUAUAAACUUAUGUAUAGGAAUUUGAUAAAAGGGUGUAUGUAUUGUUUUUUAUUCUCAAUGAGGUGUGUGUAUGCACGUAUGUGUAUAUUUUUUAUGAAAUAAGAUAUGUCAUGCAGAAGAACCUUGUGAUCUUUCUAAUCUUGCACAUAUUUAUUUAUUUUACAGUUUUACUGAUGUUGAAUUCACACGAGGUCAUUCAGAAAUGCUUUUACUUCCUGUGCCUUUUGAACUAUGUAUGUGUCCAGAACAAUACUUUUUUUCUGGUUGAUGGGAGGGGGCAGGGGGGAGUUUACAGGUUACAUUUAACUUCAGGUCCUGGUUUGUAGGCAGUAUUUUAUCUUCUGGUUUAACCGGUCUUUAUUUUUUCUAUCUUUUGCUUAACUAUCUGAGCAUUGAGGUCUCUCUGUUCCUCUCAUCCUGAGUUUACAGCAUAUGUCCAGGGAAUAUCAUAACCCUCUCAGGUGGGGUUUCGAAACCACGCUAAUUGGUAGGGGAUAUACUUGAUGGCUGUGACCACAGCAUAGAAUCCACUCCUGAGAGGUAGAAGGGUUGAGGAGGAAUCAUGCUGAAGGGACUACUGGUGUUUUUCCUAGUGGUCACCGUGCUCUCUCUGGAAGCUGAAACUCCUCAAGCUCCCAUUGCCUGUGUUAAUCUGUUUUCGAGGACCAUACCAGUUCUUAAUCUAAUAAAAUGGCCAAGGAACACACCAUCUUUUUAUGGGACUUGCAAAUGAAUCUUUAUACUUCUGAAAAUGUACCUCAUUCAGCUUUGUAAAUGAAUGUAAAGCGCUAACCUCUGGGGGCCGAAAAUUGGAUUACUUGGCUUCAAGUCCAUUGCUGGCAAUGGAUACCCGAAGAACUGCUGGUGCAAAAGGGUUAAUAAAGCUUUUUUUUUAUGGUCA
Molecule: messenger RNA, 5082 nt
Organism: Anas platyrhynchos (mallard)
Lineage: Eukaryota; Metazoa; Chordata; Aves; Anseriformes; Anatidae
Gene: ZXDC
Product: ZXD family zinc finger C
Biological process (GO): regulation of transcription by RNA polymerase II
Cellular component (GO): nucleus
Molecular function (GO): transcription coregulator activity
Source: RefSeq, a predicted model, not a curated record